UUGGUUGUGUUCUGGUUGUGGAUGUCGAUGGCGCUACCAGAGGAUAACUUGUACUUCAACGUCCUGAUACAACAAACAACCACCGCCGCCUCCGAAAGCGAUGCCGACAUCAUCAUGGAGGCCACCACUCUCCAGCAGGCGGGUGUAAUGGAGACUCUGGCUGGAAUUGGGGGCGUCCCACUCAAGUACAAACGCGUCGCUCGAGCAAUGAUUAAAGCCCUUAAAGAGGAGGAUGAAGAAGAAGAAGAUAUCCCAGACGACGAGUCCGGCAACGAAGAGAUCACAUCCGAGGACGAUGAAAAGCCAGAAGAUGACUCCGAUGAGGAGAUGGUUCUGGUGCGCGAGCACGAGCGCAGUCUGCCCCAGGCGGCCUUGAGAGCAUCCAAGGACCACUACGACGCCUGGCAUGCUGCCAUCAACGCUCCUAUCGCACAGGACAACCCCUUCACUCGUCUCAGCCAACAGAUCAUCGUUUGCCUGAGAACAGAGGCUGCUCAGGGCAUUGCAGAAGUGUUCAAUCUGAUCGAGCACGCUGGUGUGGCUCGCCGAUUCACCAACGCACUCAGAGUGCUCCAGGACACGGAGAGCCAGGCUCACCAACAGUACAUAACCUGGUACUGUCAGCGUGGACGCUCGAGUGGCCCUCGUGGCUCCUACGACUCGUUGAUAAAUUUCAUCCUCACAAAGGCCUUGAACGCGGUGUUCUCCCACCAAGUGGGAACAGUCAAGACCGACAAUCUUAGACUGGUCACCAGCAUGGUUCUCCGUGCAGAGGUUCUCCGCGCCCUGGAGAACGCAUUCGGUGCCGGCCAAGCCUGGACAGAUGACAUCGAGGAGAUUCUGAUUGCCUUGGCCGACAGAUGCCCUAUGCUCCGCCGCGUUUAUCAGGUUGCAGAGACAAACGUCUGGUCAAGAAUCGUCCAGAACAGACGCCUCUCUGAGACCAGACUCAACGUCGAGGUGUUGUUGACAGACCGCGAAUGUUCCCACCAGGACCUUUUGACUUUGUUGUCGCUGGAAGGCGAGGAUGUGCAGGAGGUGGAGAUGUCA
This is a messenger RNA of Aureobasidium musti, 1050 nucleotides long. The record is from the annotation of a GenBank genome assembly. NCBI's taxonomy places the organism in Eukaryota, Fungi, Ascomycota, Dothideomycetes, Dothideales, Saccotheciaceae.